AUGAAAGCCCUGAACGCUUUCCCGCAUUGGAAGCUCCAGGCGGUGGCGCGAGAAGUGGAGAACGCUCAUCGAAUUGGAAGGCCGUGCCUCAUUGGAACCACCAACGUGGAGAAUUCCGAGAUCAUCGCAGAGCUUUUGGAUGCCCUGGGUGUGGCCUAUCAGCUGUUGAACGCAAAGCCCGAAAAUGUGGCGCGAGAGACAGAAAUUGUGGCCUCCAGUGGCCGAAAAUAUGCGUGGGCAUCUCCUUCGGGCAAACUCCCUCCCUAUGGCCUGGCCAAAAAGGCUGUGACCAUUGCCACCAACAUGGCAGGCACCGAUAUUCUGCUGGGAGGCAAUCCUUCCAUGAUGGCACGCUUACGGCUUCGAGAGGCGAUGCCCGAAGAGUUCUAUCCUGUAGACCUGACUCCGGAGCUGGAGAGCCAGGUCCAAAAGGCGGUCAGCCAGACGGUGGAGGCCUGGAAACCCAAGGAGAACAACUUGAAACCCACCUCGUUGGAGGUGGCCGAGCAGAUCGUGGAGCAGGGUCGCCUCACUGAACUGGACGCAGAGGAACGCUUGUCCUUGGCAUGUGAAAAGGCUCCAACGGACGAUGAGGUCAUUUUGCUGCUCCGUGAAGCUUACAAGGCCUUGGCCGCCCACUACAAACAGAUCACGGACCUGGAGAAGGACGAAGUUCGAGCACUGGGAGGUUUGCUUGUCGCAAGCUCAGCUGGAGCAAUGGAGGGGGUGCUGGGCACCGAGCGUCAUGAGUCUCGUCGAAUCGACAACCAAUUGCGUGGCCGGUGCGUCUGGGCGCCCAAAGUCACGGUUGGUGAUUGCCCGUCAGGGCGAUCCGGGCGCUACGCGUUUUUUCCUGAGUCCGGUUUGAAUGAUACGAUUUUCCGCAUCUUCGGAGGCCCAACAAGUUCUGCGGUUUGCCAUGUUUUUUUGGCCGCGGACAUCGGCACCAGGUCAGGGCUUUUGUCCAACUCACUGGAAGAGGCUCAGAAGAAGGGCUAUUGGGGAUACCUCAUCGCCCAGGCCUUUCUGGUAUGUCUCCUCUUAUGGUCCCUCUUCAUGAAGUUCUUCCUGGCCUACAUGGCGCGGAGCAGCAACACGGUGCCGUUCGGUCCAGGCGCUGUGGAGCUUUCCGAGGAUCGAGGUGCGGCUGGUCCCGCCUUGCAGGCCAUGAGAAGGGGAGCGUUCCAAAAGGCCCUUCAGAAACUGGCAGGUUGCGAUGAAGCGCCCUGCCGGACGCUGUUGGGUGAGAUGCAGCUCACCGGCUUGCAGGUUACGAGACACCUGGAUGAGGCCAUGCGCCAUUUUCAGGCUGCGGCAGACGAGGGCGAUCCUGAAGCGCAAUAUGCGCUUGGAGUUCUCUACGCGAACCUGCUGGAGGACGACCCUGCGGAACUGCACAAGAAUGAGGGCCUCAGUGUGCUGUACCUCUAUGCAGCCUCCGUGGCCAAGCACCCCGGGGCCCUGAUGGCUAUGGGCUACAGGCACCGUGAAGGCCUGGCUGUGCCACAGAGCUGUAGUACGGCAGCGCUGAACUACAUCGAGGUGGCUCGGCAGGUGGCAGAGGUCUACUCCUCCGGGAUGCCCAAGGCUGUAGAGUUGGUGAGGCUGGGUGUGGAAGAUGAUCGCCACCAGAUGAGUUUUUCGAAGAUGGCUUUUGUGGAGAUUGCGGCCAGUGGUGAUGCCAAUGUGGCAGCAGCCGUUGGAAAGCGCUACCUCUUGGGGGUAGAAGGCUUUCCCCAAGACUUUGCGCGUGCCAAGAGUUUCCUUCGCACCGCUAUGGGGCAGCGACAUCCAGGAGCCCAGGGACUCUUGGGCUACAUGUACAGCUUAGGCCUUGGCGUUCCCAAAGAUUUGGAUGUGGCCUAUCGAUUUUUCAAGGACGCAGCUGCGCAGGAUGAUCCUCUAGGUCACAACGGCCUGGGUUUCAUCUUCUUCCAAGGCACUGGGACGACCAUUCGCCAAGAUCUCACGAUGGCCUUUGAACAUUUCAAUCGCUCAGCUCAUAGGGGCAAUGCUGAUGGAAUGUUUAACUUGGCCUCAGUCUACCUCACGGGCAGUGGCACGGAGCAAUCCUUUCAAAAAGCGACCCAGUGGUACACUCAAGCUUUAGAUCGUGGUCAUACGCCAGCAGCUUAUGCGCUGGCGGUGAUGCACCUGAAUGGCAUCGGCACGGUACGCAACUGCAAACUCGCGGUGGACCUGCUGAAGCGGGUUUGCGAAAGAGGAAGCUGGGUCACAGAGAAGCUUCGGGAAGCCCAAGAGCUUCACAAGCAGAAUCGCCCAGAUGCUGCCGCCUGGCGUUUCCUGAGCUUGGCGGAAGCCGGGCAUGAGGUCGCACAGAUGAACGCGGCCCAGCUAUUUGAUAGUGGUCAAUCCUCGUUGCUGGUGAAUUCCAGUCAGCCGGUGGCGCACGCCCUGCAGGAGCAGCGCGAUGGGCGCUUCUUGGGUCGCGCCUUUGCGCAGCGCCACUACGAGCUCUCCGCUGAGCAGGGCAACGCCUUCUCGGAGCUUCGAUUGGGGGACUAUGCCUACUACGGUUGGGGCCUCCGCUACAGCGACCAGGUCGCAGAGGAGGAUUUCGAGUCCAAUGACACGUGGCAACUCUCAGCUCAGGAGACAGACCUGGACCUAUCGUUGGCACAUUACAGGCGUACAGCCACGAUGCGCAUCUCUGGGGAAUGGAUGCAGCCUUUCGUGGCCCGCGCCAGCUUCAACUUAGGCUACAUGUACCAAUUUGGCGUGGGAGUGGAGCAAGACUUGCCGCUGGCGCAGCGCUUCUAUGGCCAGUCGGCUGAGGCAGAUCCAGGUGCAGUGCAAACUCCCUUGGCCAUCAUGAUGGCGGUUCUGGCUCUGCAACACUUUCUGGCUGAAGUACCAGAACUAGAGGCGUAUGUCGCCACGGUCAGCGCCGAUGUUCGCUUCCACAUCUUGUUGGCGCACAUUUGCGCCAUCCUGAUCCUUGUCGUCAUGCGAAGGAUCUUUGCGGAAGCCCGGGCACGAGCUGCAGAUGGUGUGCAAGCGACAUGA
Molecule: messenger RNA, 3027 nt
Organism: Cladocopium goreaui
Lineage: Eukaryota; Dinophyceae; Suessiales; Symbiodiniaceae
Source: the annotation of a GenBank genome assembly